Messenger RNA from Anguilla rostrata (American eel), 2904 nucleotides. RefSeq names its product gametogenetin binding protein 2 (gene ggnbp2). The transcript is spliced from 14 exons. The record is from RefSeq and is a predicted model, not a curated record. Lineage: Eukaryota; Metazoa; Chordata; Actinopteri; Anguilliformes; Anguillidae. The coding region runs from base 269 to 2380 and encodes 703 amino acids. Gene Ontology annotation, cellular component: cytoplasm; nucleus.
CCGGACAUGUCUUCAUAUAACUGUACCGUAACUGUACCAAUAUAUUUAUGUGCAAUUGCCACUUAUAUCAAUUUCAAGAAAGUUAAACUUGAAAUAAAUGUCUGGUAGCCAGUUAGCUAGCAUUGAUGCGGAUCUGGAGGAUCACGAUCAGUUAGCUAACGUAGCCGUUUGACACAUCAGUUUGUAUUCGAAUUUCUUCUCAGACAACCCGUGAAAUCAAGCUGAAAUUACAGCAGUACUACUAGCUACACAGAAGCUGGAAGAAGACAUGGCGCGUCUGGUUGCCGUUUGCAGGGACGGGGAAGAGGACUUCCCUUUCCUCGCAAGACAGAUCCCCCUGUACAUCGAUGACACGCUCACGAUGGUGAUGGAAUUUUCUGACAAUGUCCUGCACCUUGAAAGUCAUCAGAUUAAUAGUUCGCAGAUGAAAGAGUUCAUACAGAAUCACGGCAUGCUGAAGCAGCAGGACCUGAACAUCGCCACCAUGGUGACGUCGCGGGAGGUGUUCAGCGCGCUCUCCCAGCUGGUGCCCUGCGUGGGCUGCCGGCGCAGCGUGGAGCGGCUCUUCUCCCAGCUGGUGGAGUCGGGGAACCCGGCCCUGGAGCCCCUCACCGUGGGGUCCACGGGGGUGCUGUCCGUCACCCGGGCCUGCAUGGCCGACGCCAAAAAACUCUACAUGCUCUUCUACGUGCACGGGUCAAAGUUGAAUGACAUGAUCGACGCCAUUCCAAAAAGCAAAAAGAACAAGCGUUGCCAGUUGCACUCAUUAGAUACGCACAAACCCAAGCCUUUGGGCAGCUGUUGGAUGGACGUGUGGGAGCUCAUGUCUCAGGAGUGCAGGGACGAGGUCGUUUUGAUCGACAGUGCCUGUCUUUUAGAAACCCUUGAAACGUACUUGCGCAAGCAUCGAUUUUGCACCGACUGCAAGAACAAGGUCCUGCGGGCGUACAACAUCCUGGUGGGCGAGCUGGACUGCAGCAAGGAGAAGGGCUACUGCGCGGCUCUGUACGAGGGCCUGCGCUGCUGCCCCCAGGAGCGCCACAUCCACGUGUGCUGCGAGACCGACUUCAUCGCCCACCUGCUGGGCCGCGCCGAGCCCGAGUUCGCCGGAGGGUAUGAACGUAGGGAACGGCACGCCAAGACCAUCGACAUCGCCCAAGAGGAGGUUCUGACCUGCCUGGGGAUCCACUUGUACGAGCGCCUGCACAGAAUAUGGCAGAAGCUGAGAGCCGAGGAGCAGACCUGGCAGAUGCUCUUCUACCUGGGUGUCGACGCGCUACGCAAAAGCUUUGAGAUGGCCAUAGAGAAGGUGCAGGGGAUCAGCCGGCUGGAGCAGCUGUGCGAGGAGCUGUCGGAGGAGGAGCGCGUCCGCGAGCUCAAGCAGGAGAAGAAGCGGCUGAAGCGCAAGAACCGGCGCAAGAACAAGUGCGGCUUCGACGCGCCCGGGCAGGAGGGCGACGACAAGGAGAAGAGCCUGGACGAGGGUUCUUUGGAGUCUGUGGAGGACGGGUGCAAAGCCUGCGGGAGCCCGGAGGAGCUGAACGGCUGCGUGGAGGUCAUCGUCACCAACGAGGCCACCACCUGCAGCUGCCCCGACCGCGCGAUACCCGGCUCGCCCAACGCCAAGAAAGGCCUGUCACCCCACAGCAAUGGCAGCGACUGUGGCUACUCCUCCAGCAUGGAGGGCAGUGAGACGGGCUCCCGGGAGGGCUCCGAAGUGGCCUGCACCGAAGGCAUCUGCAACCACGACGAAACCGGGGACGACGCCUGCAGCCACCGCUGCGUCGGGGACAAGGAGGAGGAGGAGGAGGAGGACGGGAUCGACAGCUGCGUGGAGUGCUGGGCCAUCGCCGAGGAGAACGCCAAGGGCAAGAACAAGAAGAAGAAGAAGAAGAACAAGGUUCUGGGGUGCGGCGAGGACCAGGGCCAGAAGGCCGACGGCUGCGUGGCGGACGGGAGCCGGCGGGGGAGCGCGGGGAAGGCGCACGGCUCGGCGCACGCCUGCAGGGCCAAAGAGACGUGUGCGAAGCUGUCCUGCCAGACCCUCGCCAGCGUCGCGCUGCAGCUGCCCUGGGCCGAGCACCGGAAGCUGAUGCACUGUUCCGCCGGGCCGCCAGACCCAAGCCCCUGCACGCGCUGGGACUGUAGCACAAAAAGCCUGAUGGAGCUCCUCGAUGAAUCUGAAGUCACCUCAGACGAGGAGAACUGUCUGACGCAAGACGAGAUCCAGUCCUUUGUGGAAAACAACAAGUCUUUCUACAACAACCGGGAUCGGUACCGACAGCACCUGAAAGAUAGAUUUACCAAGUACUGCCGUUCCAAUGAGCAGAAGAAGCCAGUUUGCAGCGGGGACUGGCUGCCCACAGCCGGGGUGAAGUAAUGGUCUCUACACAAAACAGUCCCACCCAACCCUCCCUCCGUCCCCCCCCCCUUGUCUUUUUAGGGAAACGCUCUAAAUGACCACUGCGCCGCCUUUCAAAUUUCUGUACUUUUGGUGUCUUGUUCAAUGAAUUUUUUUUGUCAGAAAGUGAAUGUGAUUUUUCUUUUGUACUCUCCCCCACCCACCCCCCAGCCCCCCCUCGUCCUCCAACCCCCCGCUCUUUCUUUCUGGCAUCACUCUUUUAGGGCUGCCGAUGGAGACCGCAGCUCGUUCGAUUGCUCAAGCUUCGCAGGCUGUGACAUUAGAGUAGAUGUGGUAGUCUCUCUUAUGUUUCUCUUCCGUUCUGCAUUUAUUGUUUCUCUGACUUCAUUUUAGUGGCAAAUGUUGUACCAAUAAAUGUGUACAGAAAUGAAAUUAUCUGAAUAUAAAGAUUUUACAGAAGACAUCCAUUUAUAAAGAGGUUUGGGUGUUAAUGUUGAGUGCAAUGUGCAAAAUUUACUAAAUAAAGAAUAUUUAUUAAUAUG